This is a messenger RNA of Mytilus californianus (California mussel), 1639 nucleotides long. RefSeq lists its product as uncharacterized. The record is from RefSeq and is a predicted model, not a curated record. Bases 240 to 1397 code for a protein of 385 amino acids. The transcript has 8 exons. NCBI's taxonomy places the organism in Eukaryota, Metazoa, Mollusca, Bivalvia, Mytilida, Mytilidae.
AGCACAGUCAGAUACAUGUAUUUAUUAAUAGAAUGAGAACAAAAACUUACUGUGUUACACUGUACAAAUAAGAGUGUCUAAUACAUUUGUAUCAACCCGUUGGCUUGUUUAUAUUUAUUUUGGAUUUGGAUUUAAACUAAUAAAAGAAAUGAAGUGUUCCAACGAUGAAGAAUUAUUGGUUUGAAAUUGGUGUUGGAUAUUAUUAACAAAACGUAUAGUUUUUACAACAUUGCCCCACCAUGAGUAUCAGGGAUUCCGUUUGUGUGGUAGGCGGUGUUUUACUUGGAUUUGGAAUUUCUUAUAGAAUGCUGAGACUACAAUCAGUCCAUUUGAAACAAUUACAAGAACUUCAGGCUAAUGUAAAACAGUUGGAAAAUAAACAAUAUCAACACGCAGAUCGAACUAAAAUAAUAGAGACUACAAUGGAAGAACAUAAACAUUACGAGAAGACAAUUACAAAACAGUUACAAAAUAAAUUAGAAGAAAUACAAACACAUCAAACUGAACUUGGCAAAGCAGAGACAGAUGACAAAAAAGCAUUAGAAAGAAAAUUCGAAGAAAUCCAGAAUUCCUUGAAAAGAGAAGAAGCAAAAUUAGUUGAAAGAUCGAGAGAAUUGAACCACCAAAGAAAUACCAGUUUAAAACCUAUUGAAACCCAGCUGAAGUUACUAGAAGAGAAAUGCGACAGUCUAGAACAAAUGAAAGACGAAGUUUAUACGAUUUCAGUGAAGAUUGACAGGCUAACAGAAGAAAUUGAACAAAUAAACAAAAGGAUGGAAUCAAGUUCUCAUGAAGAAAGUCAAGUUGAAGUUAAAGAAGAAUCGAUUUGCAAAGGUUUACGAGGCAACUACCAGACCAGUAACCAAUCUAGUAUUUCGAGUCAACAUGAUCUAGAAGAAGACAGACCUAUAGGUCAACAUGAUGUGGAGGAAGACAGAUCUAUAGAUAUCUUUCGCUUUGACAUUUUGAUACUUCACGCAAAUAAAGAUCAGAGAGAAGCCAAUGAGUGUAAAAGAUUCCUAAUGCAUAAUUUUCCUGAUAUCUGUAAUCUUCAAGUUGCACUACCAGAAGAUUUGUUAGCACCUGGAACUCAACUUCUGCCUGGACUAAGCACUCUCUUAGACUCAUGUAGACUAGUUUUCAUCUAUGUAACUGAAAAUCUCGAAUCAGAUCCAGUUGCAGGUUAUGGGAAACAAGUAAAUUUCAUUCAGUCGUUGAAAGAUCCACUGAAAGAAGACAGAAUAAUCCCAUUACAAUUGAAUGAAGAAAACAUAUCAGUAGAUUUAUGUACAGUUCAACCUUUAGAAUAUGUUAAAGACACAACUGAUCGUCAGUUUCCCGAUUUCAAAUUGCAGUUUGAAAAUUUAGUUAAAUUUUGGAAGACUAAAUUGCCAUGAGAUCUAGGGAGCUGAAAAUGUAUAAAUAAAAAAAAAAAAAAAAAUAACGAGCAAAAAUGGAAAUAAAAUAAAACAAUCUAUAAAUUGCGUUCUUAUUUCUAUUAGACAAUUGGAAAAUACAACGGAAGCCUUAACAUGAUUGGACACAAAACACCCCCAAAAUGUAUUUAAAAGACAAACAAAAGUUAUAAAUUAUAAUUUGUUAAAAUUUGAGCAACAUUUGUGUUUCAACCUGAUUUUUG